Ornithorhynchus anatinus (platypus) is the source of this 804-nucleotide messenger RNA. RefSeq names its product MAF bZIP transcription factor K (gene MAFK). The record is from RefSeq and is a predicted model, not a curated record. Bases 202 to 750 code for a protein of 182 amino acids. Gene Ontology annotation, biological process: regulation of transcription by RNA polymerase II. The transcript has 3 exons. Lineage: Eukaryota; Metazoa; Chordata; Mammalia; Monotremata; Ornithorhynchidae. Gene Ontology annotation, molecular function: DNA-binding transcription factor activity, RNA polymerase II-specific; RNA polymerase II cis-regulatory region sequence-specific DNA binding. Gene Ontology annotation, cellular component: nucleus.
CGCCAGACAGUCCGUGUGCGCUCCGUCCGUCCACCCGUCCGCUGCUGCUGCUGCCCAUCUGGCGCCCCGGUCCCGGCCUUCAAAACCCAACCCGGCCCCUUGCCCCGGCAGAGGCGACGGGGCGGUCCGAGGCCAAGUCCCGCCUCCAUCUCCAGGUCGGCCGGGUCAGGAUGCCAGAGGCGGUGUAGGCGGGGGGUGGUGAUGUCAUGUCACUGCUGCGACGCCCUCUCCCACGUUGCAGUUUCCGAGCAGUUUGGUCCAGGCGACUGUGCUCAGGUUAUGACGACUAACCCCAAGCCGAACAAGGCAUUAAAGGUCAAGAAGGAGUCAGGAGAGAACGCCCCGGUCCUGAGCGACGAUGAGCUGGUGUCCAUGUCGGUGCGGGAGCUCAACCAGCACCUGCGGGGCCUCACCAAGGAGGAGGUGAUCCGCCUCAAGCAGCGGCGACGCACGCUCAAGAACCGGGGCUACGCCGCCAGCUGCCGCAUCAAGCGGGUGACGCAGAAGGAGGAGCUGGAGCGGCAGCGGGUGGAGCUGCAGCAGGAGGUGGAGAAGCUGGCGCGGGAGAACAGCAGCAUGAAGCUGGAGCUGGACGCCCUGCGCUCCAAGUACGAGGCGCUGCAGACGUUCGCCCGCACCGUGGCCCGGGGACCCAUCGCCCCCACCAAAGUCGCCACGACCAGCGUCAUCACGAUCGUCAAGUCGGCCGAGCUCUCGUCCGCCUCGGUGCCCUUCUCGGCCGCGUCCUAGUGCCGCGUCCUGGGAGCGAGGGCGGUGCGGAGGGAGGGGGGAGGCGGGAGGGGG